This is a messenger RNA of Peromyscus maniculatus bairdii (prairie deer mouse), 1201 nucleotides long. Its product is annotated as zinc finger protein 580. The record is from RefSeq and is a predicted model, not a curated record. Lineage: Eukaryota; Metazoa; Chordata; Mammalia; Rodentia; Cricetidae. Gene Ontology annotation, molecular function: DNA-binding transcription factor activity, RNA polymerase II-specific; RNA polymerase II cis-regulatory region sequence-specific DNA binding. Gene Ontology annotation, biological process: regulation of transcription by RNA polymerase II.
AGCCUGGCUCGGGCUGGGCGCGAGGCCGGCAGGGCUCUGGGUGUGGGUCGGGGCCGUGAGGCUGGGAGACAGGGGCGUCGGGAAGGCAGGGCUCCUUAUGGAAGCCGGUGGAGUAGGGAGGCCCCGGGGAUAUAACGGGAUCGGGUGGUUCAGAGGACCAAGGCGCUAGAGCGCCCCAGGCGCGGGACCGUGCAUCUUAUGACCGGGGAGGUGAAGAGAGACAAGAGAUGCCAGCUGCAUCUGGAGAGGAGGGACCAAGCUGCCGCUCCAGAUGCUGCUGCUGCCGCCGCGGCCACCCCACCCUCGGUCCUCCUCCCCGGAGGUCAUGGACCCACCGCCCCCCAAGACUCCCCCUUUUCCCAAGGCGGAAGGCCCCUCCUCCACUUCUUCCUCGGUGGCGGGGCCGCGACAACCGCGGCUGGGCCGCCACCUGCUCAUCGACGCCAACGGGGUCCCCUACACGUACACGGUGCAGCUGGAGGAGGAACCUCGGGGCCCGCCACAGCGCGAGGCGACCCCGGGAGAGCCGGGUGCUCGCAAGGGCUACAGCUGCCCAGAGUGCGCCCGUGUCUUUGCCAGCCCUCUACGGCUGCAGAGCCACCGCGUGUCGCACUCGGACCUCAAGCCCUUUACAUGUGGUGCUUGCGGCAAAGCCUUCAAGCGCUCCAGCCACCUGUCGCGGCACCGCGCCACCCACCGCGCGCGCGCUGGCCCACCGCACACCUGCCCGCUCUGUCCACGCCGCUUCCAGGACGCCUCGGAGCUGGCGCAGCACGUGCGCCUGCACUGAGCUCCGCCCUGCCCUGUCUGGGCCACCACGUCUGACCCACACAGCGUCACACCCACACAGUCCCAGUUCUGCUGAGGUUACUGCCUUACCCUAGGCCUCAGUUUCCCCACCUGUCCCCCAAAGAGAAACAUCAUUUUGUCUUUUCUCCCGUCUAGCUGUGUGAUGUAGACCAAAGUUGUUGCCCCUCUGGGCCUGGGUGUCAGUUGGAACUGGGCUUCGGUCUGGCUGUGCUGGGUGUACGCCUUUGCAAGUGAUGCGGCCUCUCCUGAGUCUUGGUUUUCUACUCUUGCCAAGAGGUGAGGUCCUCGUGGAAGACAUGGCAAAAGCACCAGCACGGUCUGGAUCAUCUCUGUACUUCCCUCUAAUGCCCACGACCCCUCAUUCUUGCCCCAAUAAACAUUCCGCACUUCA